AAUCAAUUGAAGAAGAGAAGGUUUGGCAAGCCACAUGUAAGGUUGAAAAUUGGUCAAGAUUGUAGUAUAUGAAAAAUGCCCAGUACAUUUAUUGUGGCUGCUUUGGGGAUAAGAGCUAAAUGUUAUUGGAACACAGAUUUCGUGGCUGAGUUUUAGAUGCUUGGUCGCUUUCACUUCUACAAUUGUCUUCCAUUAAUUUGUUGAUAUAUAUAUUUGGAUUGUUUUAUCCAACGUAGGGGCUGGUUCUUCUUCAUGACCACUGUGAUAAAUUGGUGUAUUGAUGUUUAUAUGUGUUUUAGAUUGAUUUCUGUUUGUUCUUGUGAGUGAAAUGAAGAGAGGUUUGGAUUAGCAGGGAAGGUGGGUUAGAUUAAUGGAGGCUUCUGGUGUUGGUGUAGCUUCACCUCAGACAGAGGAUUUGGGAGGCAAUAAAUUCAAGUUUUUGUGCAGCUAUGGAGGUCAGAUUUUGCCAAGGCCUGGUGAUGGGAACCUUCGUUAUGUUGGAGGAGAAACAAGAGUUGUAGCUGUGAGCAAAAAUGCCACCUUCCAAGAUAUUAUGAACAAGCUGGAGAAUAUGUGCGGUGCGAAAGUGGUCACAAAGUACCAGCUGCCAAUAGAGGAUCUAGAUCUAUUGGUCUCUGUCACUUGUGAUGAAGAUUUACAGAACAUGAAGGAAGAGUACGAAAGAUAUGAGAGCUUGUGCUGCAAAGAAAGCUGCCCUCUCCUCCGGAUCUUCUUGUUCCCCUCGAAGCAGAUUCUAGCUGAUCACAGUGGAGAGAAUCAAACCCUAGAACAGAGAUACAUUGAUGCAGUAAACGGAAUAGUGAUACCCUCCAAGCUCAAAUUCUCCGAUUACUCAUUUUCUGUCGAUCCAAACAGGCCGACCGAAAUGGAUGUCGACAGCUCGGCCCCAUCAACAGCCCGGACAAAUUAUGGGUCAUUUCAAACAGACCAUCCUCAUCAUCUUUCUCAAGCUUUGCAAGAAGUGGACUUGAAUAGACGUCAUACGGAUCAUUUUACUACUAAAUGUAAAUCCAUGCCAAAAGAUCGAACUGGGGUUUGCACACAGUCGAAACCCAUGAUCCAGGUCGACCAAGUGGGCUUAAAUAUAGUGGUGAGUAAUCCUUCUUCGCCCCCCUAGUCCGCCAUUUGAGCUUCAGAGGGUACAAAGCUCCCCCAAUCUUCUGCAACAUUAUCAGGGCAUUCCUGCAUCAACUUAUUCUCCUUUGAAACCUGUUCCUGGUCGACCUGCAAUUGUAUAUAGAGGCAGAGGAGGAGAAUUGCCUCCAUGGAGCCGCCUGAAAUACUGUAGGUCUGAUGCUCAUAUUAACAGGCCUCCUCACCAGAUUAUUUAUGCAGAGCAGGCAUUUUGUCAAGACAGGGAAAUGAAGACUGCACAGGGAUCAGUCCUAGUUGCACAAGAAUCUCCCAGAAAUGCUGGAAAUCAUAAACACAUGAUUAGGAAUACUAGUUUCCAAGACUUACAGAGUCCUAAUCAUAAGCUCAUGUCCAGAAAUACUAGUUUCCAAGACCCACAAAGUCCUAGAAAGGUUUACUGAUGGAUGCCUCUUCCAUUCUGCAGUUUUCUUUUCUUCAGGGCAGAGAGUUAGGCAUCUACUAGACAAUUGUGGGAUCAUUCCAGGAUGACUGUUGAACAGUCGAAUGCACAGUAUUGUAGAGUGUUACCCAAUUUGAGUCUCUCAACCGUAGUAUUGAGAAUCUGCCAGUCCCUGCAGAACUUGCAGAACUUGACUAAUGUUAAAAUUCAUGGUUUUUGAAAAUUUGCCAAAUUCUGAAUCAGAGUUUAAAAUAUACUCUCUGAGUUGAAACCGAGCCGGAGUCCAAUACUAUUCACUUAACCACAAACUCCGAGGAAUUCCGAAUUAUAGCCUAAAUUGUGCCCACUGAGUUAGAAUGAGUCUGAUUAUCAAAAUUAUAGUGUUAUCAAUUUAGUUUGAAAGCAAACAAUUGUGUUGUAAAUUUGGUUUAAAUAACAUAUUUUAAGUUUUGAUUUGUUUA
Molecule: messenger RNA, 2016 nt
Organism: Cryptomeria japonica (Japanese cedar)
Lineage: Eukaryota; Viridiplantae; Streptophyta; Pinopsida; Cupressales; Cupressaceae
Product: protein PAL OF QUIRKY
Exons: 2
Coding region: 371-1138 (255 amino acids)
Molecular function (GO): protein binding
Source: RefSeq, a predicted model, not a curated record